AUGAUCAAAGCAUUCUUAUGGAUCUCAUUGGCGUUUGCCAUUCAAGUAGUUCAACCGGCUAAAGUACUUGUCUUACCAAGUACGAUUUAUCCAGUUCAUCCGUAUACGAUGAAGCAUUUGGUUGAUGAAUUGGCAAAAGUUGGACAUGAAGUAACUUGGGUCGAACAUGGACCUGUCCAGAGCAACGUCAGCUUGGCAAAGAAUGUCAGAAGUAUAUUCUGGAAAGUUGAUUACGACAAUCAUCAUUUGCAUGAGAUUCUCGUGGAGAAGGACCAUCUCGUCAACAAAAUGUUGUGGGAAGCCGAUUUCCAUGCUCGAACCGAACAAACAACCGGCUGGAUCGCCGGAAUUCGGUUGUGUGAUAAUCUUCUGAAGAAACACAAAGACGAUUUUCAAAGAAUAGCCGAUGAGAAGUUCGAUGUUGUUAUUGUGGACGAUUUAUAUAAUCCUUGUGGGAUCUUACAAGCAGCACUGAAAGGAGCUGUCUACAUCUACUGGAGUAUGACAUCGAUGAGAGCUGAAUCAGCAUGGGCAAAUCAAAGUCCAAAUCCUCCGAGUUAUCUUCCCGUACACGGAACAAUGCUGACGGAAGAUAUGACGUUCACUGACAGAGUCUACAACUUGGCAUACUACUUACGAGCUUUAUAUAUUCAUCAACACAUCAUCCAUCCUCGAAUUGAUGCUGUAUUCCAAAAACAUUACCCUGGAAUUGAUAGUGCCUUUGAUAUUGAGAGAAAUGCUUCGAUUAACUUCGUUAAUACUCCUCCUAUUUUCGAUUUUGCCAGACCUUAUAUGCCACGAGUCAAUUUCGUUGGAGGAUUACAUUGUCAUAAACCUAAGCCAUUGACUGGAGAAUUAGCGAAAUUCGUCGAAAGUGCCAAUGAUAAUGAAGGAUUUAUUGUUAUUUCGGUUGGAUUCACUGGGAAUUGGGAUCAAGCUCCAGCCAAUGUGAAGUCCAUUUUCACGGAAGCUAUGCGUAAUCAUCCAAAAACCAAAUUCGUCUGGCAGUUCAAUGCUUCUCCGGAAUCCAUUCUUCAACCUUCGAAUGUGUUUAUUGCUCCCUGGUUACCUCUGCAAGAUCUAUUGGGACAUCCCAAAUGCAAAGCUCAUAUCACUCAUGGAGGUUUGAAUAGUGUAAUUGAGUCUGUUUAUCAUGGAGUUCCUGUGCUUGGUAUUCCAUUGACCGUCGCAGGACAUGAUAAUGUAUUGAGAAUAACACAUCGUGACGCUGGUAUCCUUCUCACCAAAUAUCAACUGGAUGAAUAUUCUUUAACGAAAUCAAUUGGCAGCAUUCAAAAGCAGAAAUACAAAGAUGAGAUGCUCGUCUUUCAAGAUAUGGUUCGUGAUGUGCCUUACACAGAGUUACACAAUGCUGCUUUCUGGGUCGGCUUCAUCGAACGCCAUCAAGAGGUUCCACAUGCUCGAAGUGGCGCAGACCAACUGAACAUCAUUCAAUAUUUCAUGAUUGACAUAAUAGCUUUCCUCAUCUCCAUUGCUGUUGUUGUGACGUCCCUGUUACUUUUCAUUUUACGAACAGCUUACCGAAUUCUUGUGUGGUUUGGUAGAAGCUCAUUCAAGUUGUUGGGACCUCUAUUUUUCUACUUUCUGCAGCUGCAAGACCGCAUGUUUUGCAAGCCUAAUCUGAGUUGGGGACGGCCUUUUGGCAGUCCCAAUGCUUUAGCUUGA
Molecule: messenger RNA, 1686 nt
Organism: Auanema sp. JU1783
Lineage: Eukaryota; Metazoa; Nematoda; Chromadorea; Rhabditida; Rhabditidae
Source: the annotation of a GenBank genome assembly